Messenger RNA from Papaver somniferum (opium poppy), 1290 nucleotides. Its product is annotated as sugar transporter ERD6-like 7. The record is from RefSeq and is a predicted model, not a curated record. Gene Ontology annotation, cellular component: membrane. Gene Ontology annotation, biological process: transmembrane transport. Gene Ontology annotation, molecular function: transmembrane transporter activity. NCBI's taxonomy places the organism in Eukaryota, Viridiplantae, Streptophyta, Magnoliopsida, Ranunculales, Papaveraceae. Bases 309 to 1028 code for a protein of 239 amino acids. The transcript has 10 exons.
GUUAUAAAUAACAGAGAAAAUGUACCUCUCUGUAGGGUGGAACUGUGAAGAUGGACUAAGUGAAUUGAUUUGCAGCAUCAAUCCCUUGUGCCAUUAUGCUUGUGGGUCUUCUCUUCAUUCCAGAGUCUCCUAGAUGGCUGGUGAAAGUAGGAAAACAAAAAGAGUUUGAAGCAGCGCUACAACAGCUUCGGGGAAAAGAAGCUGAUACUUCUAGUGAAGCAGCUGAAAUCCAAGUUAGUCUUAAUCCUAAAUUCCCAGCAUAAGAAAAUUCUAAGAGGUAUCUAUAAGUAAAUGUGAAGAACCAUGAAAUGGCGAUUUUUUGUGGUUUGUCAGGAUUGUACAAAAUCUCUUCAAUAACUCCCACAAGCCAAAUUAAGGGACUUGUUUCAAAUAAGAUAUUUACGUUCAUUCGCGGAUUAAUGGUUUGUCAACAAUUUGGAGGAAUAAAUGGAGUCGUAUUCUACCUAAGACAAACUUUUGUUUCUGCAGGAUUUCCACCAGACCUUGGAACAACUAUCUGUGCCAUUCUUCGGAUCUUCGUUACCGCCCUGGGUGAAAGUUUAAUAGAUAGAGCUGGACGAAGAGCACUUCUAUUGGUCUCGGCAACAGGUCUGGUUCUAGGUUGCCUCCUAGCUGGAGCUGCAUUCUUUAUGAAGGAUCAUGAAUUGCUACUCGACGCAGUACCAGCACUUACUGUAACAGGAAUCCUGGUGUACAUAGGAUCAUUCGCUGUAGGAAUGGGAGCAGUACCAUGGGUUGUAAUGUCUGAGAUCUUCCCGAUAAAUGUAAAGGGAGUUGCAGGAAGUUUAGCAACAUUAGUUAGUUGGUUUGGUACAUGGGUGGCUUCCUAUACGUACAACUAUCUCAUGAGCUGGAGCACUUACGGUACAUUUACGAUAUAUGCCUUGAUCAAUGGACUAGCUAUUAUCUUCAUAGCGAGGGUGGUGCCUGAAACAAAGGGAAGAACCUUAAAAGAAAUUCAAGCUACCAUCAAUAAUCAUGAAGAAGAUCAAGGACACAGGAAAUAAGCUGAUGAACUUAAAUUACAAUCAGGCCAAAAUCACAAAUAUUCGGCUCAUUCUAAAGGACUUAAAAUAUGGAUGAUACAAGUUCACAGAUUAUAAACAUUUGGUUAUGCAAUUAGUUUCAUCAUAGCGUGAUGAGUAUCAGUAUAUCAAUUUACUAUAGGUCUCGAAAUAUUGGUGAUACAAGUUGAAUCAAGAUUAUAACUUCGAUUGCACAUUAUAGGACACAAACUAACGAAAUGGGAUUUGUGAGAUUCAAAUGUGA